This is a messenger RNA of Mugil cephalus (flathead mullet), 1615 nucleotides long. It is a transcript of the gene psmc4, whose product is annotated as proteasome 26S subunit, ATPase 4. Gene Ontology annotation, molecular function: ATP hydrolysis activity; ATP binding; proteasome-activating activity. Lineage: Eukaryota; Metazoa; Chordata; Actinopteri; Mugiliformes; Mugilidae. The record is from RefSeq and is a predicted model, not a curated record. Gene Ontology annotation, biological process: proteasome-mediated ubiquitin-dependent protein catabolic process. Gene Ontology annotation, cellular component: proteasome regulatory particle, base subcomplex.
UGCCUGCGUGUGACGUCAGGACGCACGCUCUUCAAGCAAAAUCCAACAUGGAGGACUUCGUAGCUGUGGAAAAGAGCCCGGAGGAGAUGCCGGCAGUACUGAGCUCCAGACCCCAGACAGGUCUGUCCUUUCUGGCACCAGAACCAGAAGAUCUGGAGGAUCUGUACAGCAGAUACAAGAAGCUGCAGCAGGAGCUGGAGUUCCUGGAGGUGCAGGAGGAGUACAUCAAAGAUGAACAGAAGAACCUGAAGAAGGAGUUCCUCCACGCUCAGGAGGAGGUGAAGAGGAUACAGAGCAUCCCUCUCGUCAUCGGCCAGUUCCUGGAGGCUGUGGACCAGAACACAGCCAUCGUUGGUUCCACUACAGGCUCUAACUACUACGUCCGCAUCCUGAGCACCAUCGACAGAGAGCUGCUGAAGCCCAACGCCUCCGUGGCUCUGCACAAGCACAGCAACGCUCUGGUGGACGUGUUGCCGCCCGAGGCCGACAGCAGCAUCAUGAUGCUGACGUCAGACCAGAAGCCGGACGUGAUGUACGCUGACAUCGGGGGCAUGGACAUCCAGAAGCAGGAGGUCAGAGAAGCUGUGGAGCUGCCACUCACACACUUUGAACUCUACAAACAGAUCGGUAUCGACCCGCCCACUCUCAUGUACGGACCUCCAGGAUGUGGAAAGACCAUGUUGGCCAAAGCUGUGGCCCAUCACACUACAGCUGCUUUCUCGUCUGUCGCUCGAUCGUGCAGAUAUUGGCAAGUCCUCGGAUGUGCCGACGUCUUGGCUGCGAAAAACGCUCCCGCCAUCAUCUUCAUCGACGAGAUCGACGCCAUCGCCACCAAACGAUUCGAUGCUCAGACCGGAGCUGAUAGAGAAGUGCAGAGGAUCCUACUGGAGCUGCUGAACCAGAUGGACGGAUUUGACCAGAACGUCAACGUCAAGGUGAUCAUGGCGACCAACCGAGCGGACACGUUGGACCCGGCUCUGCUCCGUCCCGGACGUCUGGACCGAAAAAUCGAGUUCCCGCUGCCCGACCGCCGACAGAAGCGUCUCAUCUUCUCCACCAUCACCAGUAAAAUGAACCUGUCCGAGGAGGUGGACCUGGAGGACUACGUGGCCCGACCGGACAAGAUCUCUGGAGCCGACAUCAACUCCAUCUGCCAGGAGGCCGGCAUGCUGGCGGUGCGUGAGAACCGCUACAUCGUCUUGGCCAAAGACUUUGAGAAGGCCUACAAGACGGUGAUCAAGAAGGACGAGCAGGAGCACGAGUUCUACAAGUAGAGACGGAGCAAACAGGUUAACGAGGAUGAAGAAGAUAAUGAUGAUAACGAGGUGGUCAGACACACACACACACCUGUCCGUUCAUUUCCAUCUGUGUUUUACACUCAGUGUGUCUGUGGAUUUCUGGUCUGGAACGUCCCAUUAAACCCUGAGAUGUGAAGGAGCGCGGGGCUGGGUUUUAUUUUAUUAGGUUUUUUUUUUUUGUACAGGCACUCGACUGGCUCCUAAAAAAAUAAAUAAAUAAAUAAAAAGUAUGUGACUGUAGCCGUGGAACAUUUAUAUCAGCGUGUACUCACUCAGCAAAACUUUAAAAACAUUAAAGAUGUUUUCCAUUAAAAAGA